AUCUCUUAGCUUUCUUGGCUCCUCUGCCAGAAAGAAAAGCCACCAUGCGAUUUGCCCUCGUGCUUGCCCUCCUCGGUGCCUCUUCCGUCUUCACGACGGCCAGUGACCAGUCCGUGCAGACGUCCUCCGGACUUCUCAAUGGCGUCCGCACCAAGGUCUCCAACCUGGGUUACGUUCGGCAGUUCCUGGGCGUGCCGUACGCACAGUCCCCCAUCGGCCAGCUGCGGUUCGCCCCACCCUUUGCCCUCGGAGAAGAUGCCGCCAGCAGACGCCUGGACUCGAGCCGGCACGGACCGUCCUGCUACCAGCCGCCGCACAUGAAGGAGGUCAUCAGCGAAUUCCUGGACACAGACUCGGACGAGAUGAGCGAGGACUGCCUCACGCUCAAUGUUUACGUUCCCGAGGUGAAGGUCACCGACCGACUGCCGGUGAUUGUUUGGCUGCCCGGAGAAGGCUUCGAUUACGCCAUGGCUCGUCACUUUGACGGCAGCUACCUGGCCCUGCAGGGGAAGGUCAUCGUGGUGACGGUCAACUACCGUGUCUCGGCAUUCGGUUUCCUCAGCGCGCUCACCGCCGACGCUCCUGGCAACGUUGGGCUCUUGGAUCAGCGCAUGGCUCUCAAGUGGGUGAAGAGGAACGUCGCGCACUUCGGCGGGAACCCCGGCAAGGUGACACUAAUGGGCCGCUUCACGGGUUCCAUGAGCGCCAGCAUCCACCUGGCAAGUCCCAUCAAAGAAAGGCUUUUCGAGAAGGUCGUCUUGCAGAGCGGUAUUGCCGUCGGUGACUAUGUCUUCGACUCUGCACCCCUGAACGUCACCAGCAAACUCGCUCACGCAGUCGGUUGCCAUAGAGACUCUGUGGCCGACAUGGUCACCUGUCUUCAAGGCGUCCCUGCUGCAGAACUGCUCAACAACUCGCUCCGCACCGGGCUGUCCUUCCGACCCAUCUUUGAUGGCGAACUGAUUGUCGAAGAACCCAUGGCAGCUGUCAAGAAGGGCCGCCACCAAGCGGUUGACGUCAUCAUUGGUACAAACCAACACGAAGGGUCGUUGUGCUUGCUCACGCUGCAGCACCUCCAGUCCAACUUCUACAACCGCCUUGUCAAGGAUCAGCUGACGAUCGAAGAUCUCGACGAGAUGGUUCGCUACCAUGUGCACGACUUCACUAAGAACGAGCACGAAGCCCUCGCCAAGCUCGUCCUCCACGAGUACCGCUACCAGCACGCCAAGGAAGGCCUGCGCUCACAGUACGUCUACUUCUGCGGUGAUAUGUACAUCGCAUCCCAAGCGGAACAGAUGGCCAGGCUCCUGUCCCAGCACAAAAGAGGGUCGGUCUACCUGUACCAGUUUGCCCACCGGCCAUCUUUCUCGGCACAACCGGACUUUCUAGGCGCUGCGCACGGUGACGACGUCGUCUUCUCCAUGGGUCUUGUCCUCAAGCAGCGUGAUAUUACCAAACAGGAGGCGCUCCUCAGCAAAAGGAUGUCCCUCUCCCUUGGAAGCUUUGCUCUCAAAAGCAAUCCAAGCCUGGUCGAUGACCUCAACUGGCCCGAGUACAACCAAGAAAGCCAGCACGUGAUGCACUUCACCACAGGACGUUCCGUUGCCAGGCGUUCCAAGCUGGAUCGAGCCACUUCCUUUUGGCAAGAGAUCGUACCGCUGGUCGAGUCCAAGCUCAUCUCCUUGGCCAUCUACCAGCCAGCCAUCUCCGGGCGGGCUAUGGCCAUCACUUCAUCUAAGUCUUUUGUAAUCGAACGAGAACAGUUGGGCUCAUCGAAACUGUCUGAAAUGUUAACUUCGCCGGAGCGUCCUAUGGCAGCGAAGCAGACAGCAAUUUACAUCGUGGUAGCCAUGGCCGUCUGCAAUGUCGUUUUGCUAGUCGUGUCGGUUGUCAGUAUCACAAUGCUAUGCAGGCCUCUUUCCCGGUAUCACAACUUACAAAAACACUGAGCCAUUAACUCUUGUUACCACCCCUUUCAGGAGUUUUGAGAUUAUGUAUAUAGGUGUGUCAUUUCAUUUGUGCGGCAAACAUUAAGGCUUCCUGGGAAGAACCAUUUUUUCGGGCAUGACCAGUGUGCAGAUUCGUACAAUCUUUAUUUAUGAACAAACAUCAUUUCGUGGGCCCUUUGAAAAUUUAUUACGACCGCAUUAAGCCGUCGCAAUGAAGACUGUAGCAUUGUAGAUACAACGGCAUUUGAGAAGUAACUCUUCAUUGUAUAUAGAAUUGUAAAUAAGAAACAGAAAUUCAUCAUUCAACUGGCACGAGUACCAAAAUACCCAUCCGUCGUACGAAAUCGUGUUCCUUCUAGUCACAACACGAGAACGCGUGUCCUGCCAUCAAAACCAGAAAGAAACGAAGUUCAAGAUCUGUUGUGACAAUUUGUUGGAGUUGUCUACGCUCUCUGUACAUAUGAUCAUCGACAUCUUCCAUGCGAAAUAAAAACUGCAUCGCAUUUAUGACAAAUGAAA
Messenger RNA from Ixodes scapularis (black-legged tick), 2468 nucleotides. Its product is annotated as carboxylesterase 5A. Gene Ontology annotation, biological process: neuron cell-cell adhesion; chemical synaptic transmission; synaptic vesicle endocytosis. The transcript has 2 exons. Lineage: Eukaryota; Metazoa; Arthropoda; Arachnida; Ixodida; Ixodidae. Gene Ontology annotation, molecular function: neurexin family protein binding; signaling receptor activity. Gene Ontology annotation, cellular component: cell surface; synapse. The record is from RefSeq and is a predicted model, not a curated record. The coding region runs from base 45 to 1949 and encodes 634 amino acids.